This is a messenger RNA of Girardinichthys multiradiatus, 7219 nucleotides long. It is a transcript of the gene tlcd1, whose product is annotated as TLC domain containing 1. The coding region runs from base 2895 to 3671 and encodes 258 amino acids. The record is from RefSeq and is a predicted model, not a curated record. Gene Ontology annotation, cellular component: plasma membrane. The transcript is spliced from 4 exons. Gene Ontology annotation, biological process: membrane assembly; regulation of membrane lipid distribution; phospholipid homeostasis. Lineage: Eukaryota; Metazoa; Chordata; Actinopteri; Cyprinodontiformes; Goodeidae.
GAGAGCUAAUCACACAAUCAAAGAACAUUUGGCUAAAGUAAUACAAAAAUGAAGUGCGCUGAAGAUGCGCUGCCCUUGGUGAUGUUUUACAUCAGAUCAUCACCCACUGAGCUCAUUGGUUUAACUCCCCAUGAGCUGCUGACAGGAAGAACCAUACCCUGACCUUUCACCUCCUCUCUUCAGUCAGGGUGUGCACCCAGUCUGGAUCACAGAGAGAGCAACUGACAUGUUCAACUAUUCUAAUCUGCUGUGAAGUUUUUGUCUCAUAACACACAGGAGGCUCUAACCAAAGAACUAACGGGAGAAACAAACUCUGGAUGAGGGCAAAACUAAGGUAAGCAGAUCAUAUAGCAGGAAGGGAGAGACGUCCGCCAAAGGAAACCUCAGAGAAAUCAGAAAGCACCUGAGGAAGAACAUAUGAAUAGGUUCGAUUGAAUAUCUUUUGACUUAACAUUUCAUUUCCAGCUAACACAUGAAAAAUGUGCUUGUGAAACUAAAUUAAUUUAUUCCAGAAACCAUAACGUCAAAAGGUAAGAUUAACUCAUCUUUUUGUUUUCAACUAACAAAAUACAAUUAUGUGGAACCUGUUUCAUACAUUUUGAGUGGGCUGUGUUACUUCAACAGAGGGAACGUGAUAAAGAAGUAAUCAAUAAAAAUUCUAUUUGUCGGGUUAAAGCUUGAAGGAGUAUGUCCUGGUAAAUUUGAAAUAAAAAAAAAGUUUAUUUCUCUGAAUGUGGGAAAUUGUGGAAUAAACUGCAUGAAGGGUUAAAGGAGUGCUCAGCUAUUUAAUCAAUUCGAAUAACUUCAUGAAAAGAAAUUAUAACUUCCUGUGUGUUUCUGGGUUAUUUAUUUAUAGAUGAUGAUGUUUGUAACUUGGAUUGUAAAUUGACUUGAUACAAGGCCUUGAACUUUUACUUGUGCUGAACAGAACUGAUUUGUGGGGAAUAAUUGCUUUAAUGAUUAAUAAUGAUUGCUAUUGACUGGACAGGAAAGCUGUGCCCUGGUUUCCCUCCCCAUCCAGGAUGCCCUGACACCGAUUGGCCCACUUCGUCAGGGGGAACCUUUCAGAAAACGUGUUUUUAAAUUUGAUAUGUCUGCUAGAAUACAAACUGCUUCCUAUUAGAACGAAUUCUAAUCUUAUAAAUGACACCAAGGCAAAACAGGAGUGACAGCUGAAGGCUGUGUAAACGGGAUGUUGAAAUUAUUUCUUGUCAAAUUACAAUAGCUAUGGAUAUGAUUCUAGCAAAAAGGAAAAAAUAAGGGUUGUGUGAUGUUUUUAGAGAGGCUUGUUGUUCAUUUAUUCUCAAAAAUUACAGCACCUGAUGGAUCUCUAAUGAAGGCCCUAAAUGACUUGCAAUCACUGUCCAUUGAAUUAAAAUCACACUCAGGAAUCGAUGAACAAUUCACAAAAUUGUUUGAGACAUGGUUUGGAAAAGGGGGAAACCUACUGGUGAGUAUAUUCACUUCACUGACUGUUGGGGUGAUCGCAGUUUAUGUAUGCUGUUGUGCAACGUGUAUUCCAGCUCUCAUCCUCAGGUGUAUUGAUCGUGCGAUUGGUUCCAGUGAUACCAGAGGUUUGAGAUUACCAGGAUAUCAAAUGGAUGUGGUGCUAGACCACACUGGUGUUGUCCACUGAAUAUUUAAGCACAAGCGAUGAUGUGGAUCCCAUGGAACCAAACCAAAGUGCUGGAGAAAUUAUGAUACUGUGCUAAGAGGAGGAGGACCAGACGACUGCAAUAGAUAAUUGAACAGGGUUUACAAUUCAGGAUCUACAAUAUACUGAUACACAUUGUGCUGCUCAUUUCCGCUGUGCUUCUAGCUUUUUAUUAUUUUUGUUGUUUUACAUUUUUCAACAGGGCAUUAUCAUCUAUUUGCGAUGUUUUAAUCAUUUAAAUUUCAGACACACAUGACAGGUCUGUUCUAUGGGAAACAGAGGGGGUGCACACACUGAGGGCUGCAGGCAGUUACCAGAGAGAUGGCACGCCGUUUGGGGGACGGAGUUAUGCGACGGACGGAAGGAACGGCCUCCCAUAUUCUAGCUUAGGACCAUAUACACUAGACACAUUGAUUGAUGUGAGGUGGGUUCUUCCCACCUCAACAGGGGGAUUGUUAUGGAUGUAUGAUUCUGUGGCCUUUUCUAAUUAUGUCUUUGCUGCCUUAAUUAAAUAUAUCUGCCCUUGUUGCUUAUCUUAUCACCGCUCACUGAUAUUUAGGGGCUAAGGUCUCUGCAGUGUUCACUUCUCAUAGGAAAAAUGAUAAUCGUUUUUUGUGGAAAAUUUAAAAACCGCUUAAUCACCUAUUUGCUAUAAUUACUGGUCUCUGAUGAGAAAAUCCAGUUAGCGCGUCGCAUGCGGCCACGAUCACCGCAGCCAUUUGUUAUUUCUGAAAAGCAUAUCUCUGAAUCACAUUUCAGGAGCAGUCCUGGCUCUCUGGCUUUUGCUCAAUGCAUUACAUAGUGGCGGUGUGUCUGCCCCUCCUUGUUUCUGGGAACUAAGGGAGCAGCAGAGACACCACCCACUGCAUCGCCUUCCUCCCCUCCUCCUCUUCCUCCGUUGUUCUUCACAGACAGCCGAGCUGAUCGCAGCCGCACAUCAUGUUUAUGAGGCGCAGCGUGAAGAAAAACACCUUCCCGUUGGAAUGAUCAGACACAGAAUCCCCCUGCUGGACCGGGAUUUGGACCUGUGCAUAAAAACGCGAGACCAAGAACCCGACAGCAUCAGCCGAACAUCAGCUCUGCGGUGAUUUGCAGCUCCAUCCCCCUCUCCUCUUCCUGCAGACCCCCCGGUGUGCACAACGCUCCCAUAACGUACGGAGAAACCCGUCUUAUCUUGAAAAAACAGGUUCUGUGGGACAGCAGCAGUUGCUUAUAGAGGAGAAGGGGCGGAAAGAAGAGGAUGGAGGCCCUGCUGCCGGUGCUGAAGAGCCACCCUGGCUUGUCGGUCCUGGUCUGCUCUCUGCUGUUCAGAGUGGCCCACCAGCUGCUGCAGAGGCUGCCCGUCCCGAAGGCGGUGCAGCAGGACGCCUUCCGCUCCUGGAAGUGGAAGAACCUCUCAGUGUCCAUGGUGCACUCGCUGCUGACUGGCACCUGGGCCCUGACCUGUGUGGUGAUCUGGCCCGAGACGCUUAGCAACAUCCAUAAAUAUCACACACCUCUGUCCUACCUGCUCAUCUGCGUCUCCACAGGAUACUUUGUGCAGGAUGCAGGUGAUAUCAUUCUGACGGGACACGCCAGAGGAUCGUGGGAGUUCUUACUCCAUCACGCGAUGGUGAUUUGGUGUUUCCUGUACGCCCUCUACACUCAGCUCUACAUCGCUGGGGCUUUGAUUGCCCUCUUCGUGGAGGUCAACAGCGUCACCCUGCACUUGCGGCUGAUGUUGAAGCUGGCCGACUUUCAGUCCUCCUCAAUGUACCACAUCAAUAAGUUCGCCAACCUCUUCACCUACGUCUUGUUUCGUCUAAGCACCCAGUUCUACCUCACCUGGUACAUCGUCCACAACUACUCCUGGCUGGAUCAUGGCGGAUACUUCUUCGUCACCAUGAUGGUAAUGAAUAUCAUGAUUGUGAUUUAUUUCUACCGCUUGCUGCGUGCUGACUUCUUUCCCCGAAGCAAGAGCUACGUAGGACAGAAUGGCACCCACAACAACAACACCAAGAAGUUUCUGAGUGACUGACCAGGAGAGGUUGACAGGACUGCACCAUGUUUUUAUUUAAGAGAGAAUUUCACAGAUUGUUUUAUGUUUUCACACUCACAAUUCUCGUAACAACAGAUUCACUGCCAAAGGAUAAACUCCCAACAUUUGGAGGAACAACAUGCCACAUUUUUCAGGUGCUGCUUUCCACAGAAAUUGUAAAGCAGGACAUUUUAAUGAAAUGUAACACUAGUUUAAGUAAAAACUGACAAACCCUUGAAAUUGUAAGGUUUUAGCAUACUGAACAAUGUUUUAUCAGUUUGAAUAUCUGAAAUGUGUUCUUAAAUAGUUUGUAAAAAUGUGAUCAGUAUGUCUCUUAAUCACUGUCCUACUACAUGGUACUAGGUAAGGUUGGCAGGACUCAUGCUUCAAGCUACUGAAAACCAAUUAUUCUGACUAACUUACCUAAAAAGUACCUAAAUAAUUAAUUAUACUGACCAGGAUAGAUAGUGAUAGCACUGAAUGGGAUUUAACAUUAACUUUGCAUAUAAGCACUGUGUGCUAAUGGUUCGUAUACUUACAUAAGAAGGAGGGAAAGAUGGGCUUUUGGGAAGGGGUGUUUUAAAGUGACAUAACAUUGACUAAAAGAUAACAACAAGCAGUCUAUUUUGCUUUGUAUGAACAGUGAUUUCUGUUUUAUUUUGAUCCCCUGAUGGUGUAUAGAGUUGAUAAAGGCCAACUUUAAAGUUAACAGUCAUGGUAGUCAUAGUUCAGUGCUUUGUAAAAGGCAUUAUUUAAUAAUGAAAAGAAAUGAUGACCAUCUCAUGUCUGUAAGCUAAAUACAAAGAACAUACAAGUGGAUUCCCAUUUAUAUUAAUACAUGGAAUGGAAAUAACCAGGUUCUGAGCCAUAGAAGAACAAAAUACACACACCUUUUACCAUUUUGUUUUCAGUGGAAGGACACUGAUCAGAGAAAACAAAACAAUAAUAAAAAAAAACACAUUAGCCUUUGAGCUUUAGAGAAGUAAAUGGAUGUUUCUUGCUUGGCCUUACAUGGACAAGGAUGUAUAAGUAUUUGGUCUCAGCUUGAUAAUCUGUAGCAUAGCUCUGACAGAAUUGUCCUCUAUUUUGGCUCACUGUAUAGUAUGGUAUGUAGUAACCUCAAAGUAGUACACAAAGGUUGUAUACUACUUUGUAUAAUAUGGAAAUAGAACUGUGUAAUAGUGUUGCCUUACUUGACUGAGCUUUGUAACGUUAACAUUAACAUGCUAACUUUAGCAUCUACAGCUAAGUAUUGUGAUUUUUCUAAAUGGUUAUAUUUACCCUGGAACUCUUACUCUCCAGUUAAUUGUCUGCCAUGCUGUGGUCAAGAGGUUUUCAAGAUUAGUAAGAAAAUGUGUCCUAUCGAAAUAUUUAAAUAUUUUACAUCAAGUCUUAACAGUAAAUAUGUAAUAUAUUUUGUAUACCAGUAUUGCACCAGGUAUUAUACUUUUUAAGUACAGUGACACUUAAGUAGAGCUCAAAGUGCAAAACAAUGACUGUAUCUACUAUUUUGACCUCUAUACAGUGAACACAAUAUCAGUGAGUGAAUGAAAGUUUGUACCUAACAAAGCCAGUAUGACUUAAGUUUACGAACUUUACAGUUUUUGAUCAGCUAUAAAUGUUUCCAAAAUGUCAAGUAAUUUAUUUUAUUAUACAUUUUAGAAUAAGUUAAAAAAAAGUAUUGUAUUCCUGAUAUUGUUAGCAUUUAUACGCUCAGAUAUCAAGCAAGCUAAAGUUUGCUCAGCGUUUCCCUAAAAAACUUCCUUUUAACUUUUUGAUAUGAUGUUAAUUAGUGAAAUGUAGUUAAUGUGUCAGGUAGUGAGUUUAAAGAAGAUGAUAAAUUACUUUUGGUUGCUUUUUACAAAUCAAUGUUUUCCUGUUAAUUUCCAGGCUAAAUGCUACAAGCUAGCCUUCUAUUUAGCCUACAAACAUGAGAAUGGUAUUGAUAUUUUCAGUAAACUCUCAGCAUCAAACCUUUAUAAUAAUUCAAGCAAAAAAUUCAAAACAUAUAAGAAUUACAGACAAAAGAACAAUUUAUCCUCUAAAGGUGCUUGGUGGAUUUUCUUAUUUAACGUGAUGUUGCUAAUGUUUGCGUCAGGUGGAUUGUUGCAUGCUAUUUUAAAUGGAUGCUAGAUGUAUUUACAGGAGAGGAACCGAAAUUGUUUGUAAUUUUUGUAUUACUUGCUGCCGGAAUGCUAAUAUUUUCUGGAAAUGUUAAACUUAUUCAUUGAAGUAUAUUUACAUUUACUUUAGUACAUGUAAUUGAAAUGGGUAAUUGUGUUUUGUCUGUUGCUUUUGUACAGCAAACUCACUAUACUGUAUGUUUCAAUAUAUUUUACGUCUGCAUGGGAAUAAAUCGUUUUGUUUUUUAGAUGAUUUUGACUAAUGUUGACAUUUGGAACUUUCUGGAUUUACAUGUUAAUAUUGUGUAAUUGUGUGGACCAAUCCUUCUGUCUCUAUGAAGUCAUUGCUUUAUUCAUGGCUGAAGAGAUGCUGGACAGGUCUGAGUUGCCCAGGACCAACUGAACUGCUUAAAACACUGUAAUGCAGGAUCAUUUGUGGUCCUUUUAUGGCUCUGUCAUAAAAUCUGUUGGUAUCUGACUCUAGUGGAGCUGAAGCUGGAUUUUCCUGCCGUCUGACAGAUGCUAAUCCGGAACCCUGAAAAAGCCUUUAUAUCAAGCAGGCAGCAGCACAACCAUGUGUGGUCAUACACUGUGUAUCUCUUUUGCUGGUUCGGAUAAUGAUGAUACUUUUGAGAUGAUCAACUUUUAAAGAUUUAGAUCAAAAUGUGUCUCCUCUUCCUCCUCUUUUCUCAGAAAUGGAUGUAAAGCAAUUGUAAAUAUUGUGCUCAAGUGUACAUACAUUUUUAUGCUUUUUUUUUUAAAGAUUUACAUGUCUGUUGUCUGUAAGUGGACUUUAUCAUUCCCAUAGUCAUAACUCCUGAUGACAGUAAAAUAUUUACUGACAAGUUUAUUGCCCGGACACAACAUUAGGCCGUCACCUUCCUAACACAGAGUCUUUCUCAUGGAGUUGAAACAUGGAAGGAACAAUGAACAUCUGAGGGUGUUUGCAGAGCAGGAUCCUGGGACAUAGCAAUAGAACUUUUUAAUUAUUUCAAAAAAGGCAUAAGGACGUUGCAAGUAUUAAAUCAGCGGGAUGCAACAGAAUAUACCAGUAUAACAAAAUGAGCCCUGUUACUUACUUUACCAGUCAAUAGUCAUAAUGUUGUGGCGGAUCAAUGUAAACUUCAUUUUCAAUUUCAAACAAUGCCAAGAAAAGAAAGCAGAGAGAGAGCUCACGUGCAUUUGACAUGUGCCAUAGUGCCUUCACACCAAAGUGCCUUUUGAAAAUAAGCAGAGAAUACAAUAAAUCUACAUUUACUAUACAAUGAAAUGAAGCAAAGAAAUUUGCAGUGAAAUUAGACAUUUGCUACAAACAGUUAAUUCACUUGACCAUGAGCACAAUAAUGUAAAUCUAUCUUGUAUUAAAGUAUCUAUAGCAAACCUGUCUUUCGAAUCAUUGAGUGAAUAAAAAAGUGUUUAAAAUCA